Messenger RNA from Microsporum canis CBS 113480, 2919 nucleotides. Its product is annotated as vacuolar protein sorting protein DigA. Gene Ontology annotation, biological process: vesicle-mediated transport; vacuole organization; organelle fusion. The record is from RefSeq and is a predicted model, not a curated record. Lineage: Eukaryota; Fungi; Ascomycota; Eurotiomycetes; Onygenales; Arthrodermataceae. Gene Ontology annotation, molecular function: protein-macromolecule adaptor activity. The transcript has 3 exons. Bases 1 to 2919 code for a protein of 972 amino acids. Gene Ontology annotation, cellular component: HOPS complex; endosome.
AUGGCGCUGGACGGAUCCAGUGGCUAUGUAGCUGCCAGCAGCCUCAGCCUGGCUAAGCUGGCCGAGUCAUCACUGCCGAUAUUCAGCGUCAAGCAGGUCCAGCUCAAGUUCUCCAUCGCCGCCGAUUUCGUCGCGGCCCAGGUUGCCAACGAUGUGCUCAUCCUCGCUCUGGCAACCGGCAGGAUCCUGAGGAUAGACUUGAAUAAUGCAGAAGACAUCGAUGACAUCGACCUGCCUAAGAAGUCAUCCGAGAUAGGCGUCAUUCGCCGCAUGUUUCUUGACCCUUCGGCCUCACAUCUGAUCAUAUCGACUACGCUUGGGGAGAACUUCUACCUUCAUACACAGUCUCGACAGCCCAAGCCACUCUCGCGCCUGAAGGGGGUGAUGAUAGAGUGCAUCGCGUGGAACCCGGCCGUACCUACAGCUUCGACGAGGGAGAUACUCGUGGGUUCGACGGACGGAAACGUCUACGAAGUAUACAUCGAAUCUGCCUCAGAGUUCUACCGCAGAGAUGAGAGAUAUGUCAACACGGUGUACAAGGUGCCCAGCCUGUCUGUAACCGGCAUCUGGGUGGACUUUGUCGGUGGGAGGAAGGAUUCCCGGCAGAUCAUAGUGUCGUCGAAUGGGAAGAUAUUCUACUUCACGGGCAAGAUAGGGAGACAUGGGAAGGAAGGAGGAGGAGGAUCGAUAUACAGUGACCUGUUCCGCAAGGAGAACCCCGUCGUCCAUGAGCUCUCUAGCGCGACUCUCUCGGCGCCGUCAUUGCUUGCCAUGCAACCCGACCCCCUGGAGGAGGGACACAGCGAUGGCAGAGCAGAUGAUGAAAGGCGCUUUGCCUGGCUUUCGUCGCUAGGUGUCUUACAUGGUGCCGUGCCCAACUCUCCCAACCAAGAGAUGGGAGGCCGGAUAUUCGAUAAGGCCAAGAUGAUUCCUCGUUCAAUCUUACCAGCCACCGAAUCUGCGAGAGGAGGCCGGAAGCUGAUCCAGGACCCCAUCAAGGGAAUGGCCAUGACACAAUGGCAUAUUCUUACCUUGGUCGAGGGUAGAAUCGUCGCAGUCAACCGCUUGAAUGGAGAGAUUGUGUACGAUCAGGCAGUCCUCGAGCCAGGCGAAAGCUCACUUGGUUUGGUUGCAGACCAAAAGAUGAACACAUACUGGCUUUUUACAGGGCAAGAGAUAUAUGAGAUCUCCGCCAACGAUGAGGACAGAGAUGUGUGGAGGAUCCUUCUAAAAGAGCAACAGUUUGACUCUGCGCUCCGAUAUGCCCAUGGACUCACCCAAAAGGACGCCGUGGCCACUGCUUCGGGUGACCAUCUUGCAAGCAAAGGACAGUACCUAGAAGCUGCGUCGGUUUGGGGCAAAAGCAGUAAACGGUUCGAGGAGGUCUGCCUCACCUUCAUUGAUAAGGGGGAGCAAGACGCCCUAAGGAAGUACCUCCUUACCCAACUGUCAACCUACAAGAAGUCAGCUACGAUGCAGAGAAUGAUGAUAGCGAGCUGGCUGGUAGAGAUUUUCAUGUCCAAACUGAACUCGUUGGACGAUACCAUUGCAACAAAGGCUGAGCUGGUCGAGGGAGGCAACGCAGACGAUGCCAAAGAUGACAUUCAGAGUAUACAGUCUGAGUUCCAGCAUUUCGUCAACAAGUACAAGGCCGAUCUCGAUCCCAGGACUGUCUAUGACAUUAUCGGUAGUCAUGGGCGCGAAAAGGAGCUGCUCUACUUUGCGACUACGAUCAGUGAUCACAACUUCGUCCUCUCGUACUGGGUUCAACGGGAGAAGUGGUCGGAAGCACUCAACGUGCUGAAGAAGCAGACUGACCCCGAAGUGUUUUACAAAUACAGCAGCGUUCUGAUGGCAUACUCUGCGAACGAAUUUGUCGAUAUACUAAUGAGACAGACGGACUUGGAUCCUCAAAAGCUCAUACCAGCGCUACUUAGCUACAACAAGGGCACCAAGGCCACCCUGCCUCAAAACCAGGCAACAAGAUACCUCAACUUCAUCAUCGCCAAUCACCCUAACCCCUCAGCAGCCGUACAUAAUACCCUAAUUUCUAUAUACGCAUCCCACCCUUCGACAUCCGAGGGCGCUCUCCUCCAGUACCUUGAAUCCCAGCCGUCAUCCCCACCUCCUUAUGACGCCGACUUUGCCCUACGCCUAUGCAUCCAGCAUAAGCGUGUGCAGUCAUGUGUGCACAUCUACAGCAUGAUGGACCAGUAUCAAGAAGGCGUCACCCUGGCCCUGAAGCACGAUGAUAUCGAACUUGCCGCUCUCGUCGCUGAUAGACCAGAAGGCAACGAUAAGCUCCGUAAGAAACUCUGGCUUCUCGUAGCCGAGAAGAAGAUUCACCAGCCCGGAAUCGGCAUCAAGGACGCAAUUGAGUUUCUACGCCGGUGUGAACUCCUACGUAUCGAAGAUCUGAUACCCUUCUUCCCGGAUUUCGUGGUAAUCGACGACUUCAAGGAUGAAAUCUGCACUGCUCUAGAAGACUACUCGCGGCACAUUGAUACCCUCCGUCAGGAGAUGGAUAAUUCAGCACAUGUAGCGGAACAGAUACGGCUGGAGACCGCGUCACUGGGCUCGCGGUAUGCCAUCGUCGAGCCGGGAGAGAAGUGCUGGAUCUGCUCGUUACCUGUGCUGAGUAGACAGUUUUUCGUCUUCCCGUGCCAACAUGCGUUCCAUAGUGACUGUCUGGGGAAGAAGGUGAUGGAUGCAGCGGGGUCGGGGAAGAAGAAGCAUAUCAGAGAUUUACAGGCUGAGAUGAGCAAGGGGACCAGCAUCGGGGCAAAGAGGGAGAAGAUUAUCAGGGAGUUGGAUGGGUUGAUUGCCGAGGCAUGUAUCUUAUGUGGAGAGUAUGCUAUCAAGCAACUGGAUGAGCCAUUUGUCAGCCCGUCAGACAACAAGAACGAAUGGGCAGUUUGA